Molecule: messenger RNA, 4209 nt
Organism: Xenopus tropicalis (tropical clawed frog)
Lineage: Eukaryota; Metazoa; Chordata; Amphibia; Anura; Pipidae
Gene: specc1
Product: sperm antigen with calponin homology and coiled-coil domains 1
Exons: 13
Coding region: 485-3415 (976 amino acids)
Source: RefSeq, a predicted model, not a curated record
AGUUGUACUCGUCUGAUCGUGUAGUUGAUUUCUGCCAGCAUAGAAAGGGUCGGUCGCAGCAAUAUUGUGAGUGGCGAAUGUUGCUCCCGGUCUCCUGAAGCUCCUGCGCCUGUCGGUAGCACGGUUGCAUUCUCUGCUCGCUGCCUGCAGUGCCUGCAAGUUGCCUCUGUGUGGCCCCAUCACAUGUUGAGUCACCUCUAUUCUUUUUUUCCUGAUUCCAGAAGCAGCGGCAGCCAGCCGGCUAAUUAACUGCAUAGCCCAGCCUUUCAGUGCACAGUAUUGUAAUUAGGUAGGAGGGAUGUCCGUAGCUGCCCUGACACUAUCCCCAGGCUCACUUCCCAGUGCUAGAAGUAGGAACAAUCUGACUUUUCUAUGAGUGCAAAGAGAAAGAUUGGGAGAGGAAGGUCUGGCACAGAAGUGACUUGGAUUGCGACCAUGAGCAGGGUGUGGAGAUACAAGCCAGUGUCCUAGGAAUAGCAGCAGCAUGGGGAACCAGCCUGCCAGACCCGAGGAGCAGGAGCAAGGAACAUCUGCAGCUGCAAGACGGACUGGUAUUCCAGCUCCAAGGGAACUGUCCACGCCAGUAUCAAGGGACCGAGUGGCUUUGCGCAGUCCUGUUAAUGCCAAUGCUAAAAAGACAUUACCCAGCCCUUCCUCUCCUAGUACCCCAACACCCUCAAAGAAUGUUCGUACACCUACAAGGCCCAAGCAGGAAAAUGAGCAAAUUAAUAAGACAGUCCUUGAGAUACAAGUCAAAGAACUUCUGGCGGAAGCAAAAACAAAAGACUCUGAAAUUUGCAAACUUCGUAGUGAGCUUCAAAAAUGUAAAGACAAGGAAUCACCAAGCCCAGAGGUCCUCAACUCUAUAGGUCCCUUAGCAGAGUUACAUGAUAUCAAUAAUGUGGCCUUAAGCGACCCUGAAGCAUUAAUAAGGACACUGCAAGAAAAAAACACAAAUUCUCUACUAGAGCUUGCCAUACUUAGGAAGGAAAAUGCAGACCUGAAGCAGAAAUUGCAUGCCCUAGAGCAGUCUCCUCUUUCCGACACCAUAACCAGCAAUGGUACAGAUAGCAGCAGCCUUCUGUCACCAUCUACUCAAGGGACAAAUAUUGGAUGCCAAUUAAAAAGUCCGCCAGCUGGUGAGACUGGUGAUUGCAGAAUACCAGGAAGUGAAAGUGGCCUCCAUAUAUCUGGUUCUUCAAGCAGCGAUGUCACAAAAGCUUCCAUUUCACCAGAUGCCUCUGAUUUUGAGCACAUUGCUGAUAUGCCUUCCAGACCGACAUCCACAGGAAGCAUUCCAUGCCAAGGGUCAAAGUGUUCUACUAGUGGUAGUUCUCCCAAUAACAUAAGUGAUCUUUCUGUAGCCUCCCUUACAGAAAGAAUACAUAAGAUGGAAGAAAACCAUCACAGUACAGCAGAAGAGCUACAGGCAACACUGCAAGAGUUGUCGGACCAGAACCUCAUGGUGCAGGAGUUGACAAUGGAAAGUGAAAAGCUAGUAGAAGAAAAGGCUUUUUUAGAAACCAACUUACAGCAGCAAAGACAGAGGGCAGAGCAACUAAGUCAAGAAAACGAGAGACUAAUGGGUCUCUUAAAAGACAGGGCAAAAACUGAAGAGGCUGAGAUUCAUGGCAAACUUACGGAGACAGAAAAGAAGUAUUUGGAAUUAGUUGAGAAAUCACAGUUUGAAAGGGAGAAGCUGCUCAACAUUCAGCAGCAGUUAACCAGCAGCCUUCGAAGCUUAGAGAAAGAACACCAGGAGGCACAGGCCAUGAGAAAAAAGCUUGAGGAGGAAGUAGAUAAACUGCAACGUCUUCUUGACACGCAAAGGAAAGAAAAAAAUGUAACGGCAAAGGCCUUGGAGGACCAGAAAGUCACAAACGAAGGCCUUAAAAUAGAGAAUAAUUGCUUGAAGGCUCAGCUGGAGGGUGAGCGCCAGAAAGCGGCUGAAAUAACGGCAGUGGGGAAAGGAAGCGGGAGUGGAAACACUGAGAUCCAGGAGAUGUUAAAGUCGGCUCAUGCUGAGAAAGAGCAUUUAGAACUUACAUGCUCAGAACUUCGCCAAGAGCUGCUGAGGGCUAACAGUGAAGUGAAGCAGCUGCAGUGUCUCCUGGCAAAGGUUGAGACAGAGUGCCAUGAUCUGAAGGAACUGGGGGACCUAAGGGAGGAACAGCUGAAAUCGGCCAACCUGAAGCUGCAGGAGAGGAGCUCGGAGAAGGACACUGAGAUCAAGGACAUGAAGGAAACCAUCUUUGAAUUGGAGGACCAAGUAGAGCAACAUCGGGCGGUCAAACUGCACAACAACCAGCUUAUUAGUGACCUGGAAAAUAAAGUUGACAAGCUGGAAGAACAAAAGCAAGACUUGGAGAGACAGCUGAAACUCCUCAAUAAACAGAUGAAGGAGGAUGCUGAGGAGUGGAGGCGCUUUCAGGCAGAUCUGCAGACGGCAGUGGUGGUGGCGAAUGAUAUCAAGUGUGAGUCCCAACAGGAGCUGCGUGCAGUGAAACGGCGCCUGCAGGAGGAAGAGGAGAGGAGUGCCUGCUUACACAGGGAGCUAGAAGAGCUACAGGGCAGCAGGCAGCCUUCAGGUGAAGUGGAAUCUGUAGAUGAAGACAACAGAAUCCGCUGGCCGAGCGUUGCCCAUACCCAAGCACCAACUUCAUCCUCUGAACUUCCAGCCACUGUCAAGUCAUUAAUCAAAUCAUUUGACUUAGGCAAUCAAGGUGGAGUUGGUCAGAACAUCCCAGUGCACUCAGUCCCACGCAGUCCACUGAGUGGGAUUCCCGUCAGGACGGCUCCAGCUGCUGCAGUUUCCCCCAUACAGAGGCUUUCAGUAAGCAGCAAUGCCAAGUUAUCAGGCAAAGAAGCAGAGAGACAAUUGGACAAUGCAGAUAAGUUGAAGGGACAAAGAGAUGACUUUACACCUGAUCGCUUUCCUCGCAAGAGCCCAUCACUGGAGUCACUGAAUACACACACAGCACUAGGCUUUGGUUCAAGAACAUCUCCAAUUGCCCUGGACAGUUUGAGUCACCACAGUAAAAUAAGUGUGGAAAGGAAGGACCCACUAGCUGCCUUGGCAAGAGAAUACGGUGGCUCCAAAAGGAAUGCUCUACUGAAAUGGUGCCAGAAAAAAACUGAGGGGUACUCGAACAUCGACAUCACAAAUUUUAGCAGCAGCUGGAGUGAUGGCUUGGCAUUCUGUGCCCUCUUGCACACCUACCUACCUGCACAUAUUCCCUACCAGGAGCUAAACAGUCAAGAUAAGAAAAGAAAUUUAAUGCUGGCAUUCCAGGCAGCUGAAAGUGUUGGAAUUAAAACCAGCCUGGAGCUAAAUGAGAUGAUGUUCACAGACCGGCCGGACUGGCAGUGCGUGAUGCACUAUGUGGCGCAGAUUUACAAGUACUUUGAGACCUAGAAGAUGAUUGUACCAAACCUGACAUUAGCAAGGAAGCACACAUUCACUUUAUGGCCCAGGCCUGUCUCUUUAGGUGCAAGACUGGAGAUUCUAACUUGCUUGAGACACAGCUCCUAUAUCAUUAAUGGGGGAUUCGCAGGAAGUGGACAUGAUUGGGACUGCCAAUUGAGAUGUGGGAAUGCCACUAAUACCUGCAGAGCUUAUACAAAGUGCAGUAACUAUUCUGCUUGCUGGUAACUAUUACUGUGACUUAAUAGCUAACAACACGUAGUCUUGUUGCUGUUUAGUUUACUACAGCCAUUGGCCAUACCCUUCCUCCUCUUGCAGCCCUAUAGUGAGGAGGAAAGGGGGCCUUGUGUGUUUCUAUGACUUGCCAAAGAGAAAACGUGUUUUCCAACAAAUAUAACCUUGACUCUCUACAAGCAAGAGCUGUGGAGAUGCACCAAGACCAGUCAUUUGACAUUGGCCGACAUGGAAGAAACAUUUGUUUCUGCUUAUUUUCUGUAACACAUUAACCCAACAUCACAGAACUACUGGUCUCGCCUCGGCCGGCCUUUGUGGCACAAGCUAAGAUAGGAAUUCCCUGGAGGCACGAAGGACCAGCAGCCAACAGGGAUGCAUUUGUUAUAUGAAGGUGUGUAGUUAAAUACACUAGUCUAAAGCACUAAUCAUUAAAUACUGUACAGUAAAUAUGGCAACAAUCCCAUGGAUUUAAUAUAGCAAACAAAUGCAAAUGUGUAAACCUUGGCAUGAGCAGAUGGAAACACUAUAAAAAUAAAGGUAUAAUACCUUCA